Acyrthosiphon pisum (pea aphid) is the source of this 3226-nucleotide messenger RNA. RefSeq names its product ankyrin repeat domain-containing protein 13D. The transcript has 13 exons. NCBI's taxonomy places the organism in Eukaryota, Metazoa, Arthropoda, Insecta, Hemiptera, Aphididae. The record is from RefSeq and is a predicted model, not a curated record. Gene Ontology annotation, cellular component: cytoplasm. Gene Ontology annotation, molecular function: protein binding. Bases 703 to 2586 code for a protein of 627 amino acids.
UUGCGUACAUUGUAGUUUGUACACACUGCUGUCUGCCGUGGUACUGCGGCGGCGCCUCGCGAACGACCGAAAAUAAUACCAAUACAUAUUAUUAUGUUAAUAUUAUGUAGUUAUAUAUUCUGUCAACUGUCAGGAAUCAAGAUCACUGCGAUUACACCCAAAAAUUCUUGAUUACCCGAGAGGUCCGAACACCGAUUACCCGAUAGUGUUGUUAAGCUCGGUCUCUCAGCUUUGAACAGUCUGAACUUUUUACCGUAUUUUUACUACCCAUACUGUAAUUUGUAGCAGGCAGCCGCUCGCAGUCGGUAAUUCGUUCCGGCGGUAACUUUUUUUUUACCUAUCUCCUCUUUAGAUUAUUGUUGUUGCACCCACCUAUUUGAUCCGACAACGAUGAUAAUACCACAGAAUAUAACAGCAAUUAUUAUAUUUUUUAUUUAUUUAUAAGAUUAUUGCUCUCGGCCGAUGCGCGCGCGCCCGACAUCGUUACGUGUUCUUGCGUUUGAGUGUGCGUACAUUAUACCUGUCUGAUAUUAUAGUGUCAAUGUGCGGUGGGUGGUCAGUGGUCGCCGUCGCGUCGUCGUCGUCGUCUUGAUGCGCUCGUCGUUUUAAUCACUUCCACCAUUGCGUCCGGCGAGUAUAAUAAAUAAUAUUGACUAUUGAGUUACCGCUGCGCAGUUGUCCGUGUGCGGGACAUUAGCGGACAUGUCCUCCUCCGACGGACGACCGGAGUUGGUCUCCGGCCAACGAUGGGAGGCGCGCGCCAGGGUCGAUUUCCCGUUGCACUAUCUGAUAUGGUUGCGUGAACACAAACUGCUGGAGGAGAAGCUGGACGCAACCGGUUCCGGUCAACAGCCUGCCGUCAAGAAUCAACUAGAAAAACUAGAUCCCAGAGGUCGUACUCCUUUGAUGUUAGCUAUUACAUUAGGUGACAUAGAAUCAACCAGAUUAUUAAUAACCAGAGGAGCUAAUGUUAAUGUAAAGAACGACGAAGGAUGGACUGCUUUACAAGAAGCAAUUGCUACAGGCGAUCCAGAUAUGGUCAAGCUUGUUAUGGAACACAGAGAUUAUCAACGUCAUUCAGAUCGGGCCACUGACGUUUCAAAACUGUUAAAGCUACUUGAAGAAUCGCCUGAUUUUUAUGUAGAAAUGAAAUGGGAAUUCAUUAGUUGGGUUCCAUUAGUAUCAAGAAUGUGUCCAAGUGAUACAUACAAAAUAUUUAAACAGGGAUCUAAUGUGCGAAUCGAUACCACAUUAUUGGGUUUUGACCAGGGUAAUUGGGAACGUGGAAAUUUGAGUUACAUAUUUUUGGGUCAAACUGCAACACUUUACAAAUCAGAACGAACGUUCAUAUUUCAACUUAACGAAGGUAAAUCAGCUACAUUUUUAGAAGUAGAUCAUGAAGCACACAGGGUAUAUGUAGAAGAAAUACAAAUGAUACCUUUAGAUCAAGGUAUUGAAGUGAUGCGUCCAUCAGAUGAUACUAUAGCCAGCAGAUUGUCUGCUCCUAUUGUUAGUUUUGAUAUAGAUACUAAAAAAAUUAGUUUUGAAAGGAAUAAAAGUGGUAUUUGGGGUUGGCGGCAAGAUAAAUCAGAAAUAAUUAAUGAUUAUAAUUGUAAAGUAUUUAAUGCAAGUAAUGUGGAAUUUGUUACCAAAUCGAGAACUGAACAUAUGAAUGAAACUGAAAAGGCAAAAUUAAAUAAUACAAAAAAUCCCAUCCAGUCAAUUUUAGGCUCAAGUGAAGAAACAUGUCCAGUUAAAUCAGAACUUGAAGUUACUAUGGCUGAAUAUUUCGACGAAUUGGUUGAUAUCAAAGGUAGAUAUAUACGGAAGCCAAUUGAGCAAACUACAAAAGUCACAAAAAUCAAGGCUAAUUUAUGGCUUAGUGAAGAUUAUCCACUUAGUUUGAAAGAACAGAUUAUGCCAAUUGUUGAUUUAAUGGCAAUUACAAGUUCUCAUUUUGCCAAACUAAAGGAUUUCAUUGAAAUGCAGCUACCUUCAGGAUUUCCAGUUAAAAUUGAAAUACCACUGUACCAUAUUUCUAAUGCCCAAAUCACAUUUGGUAACUUAUUUGGGACAGAUAAAGUUAUAGAAGGUGUUCAAACAUUGGAACACAAUGGAAAAAUAUUCUGUGUAGUUGAAGAUUCUGUAUUUUUCCCUCCCAGAAGUUAUGUAGUCCUUGGUGCUGAACAAAGACGUCAAAUUGGUAUGGACAAUGAUGAAGAACUACUUCAAUUUGCUGUUCGACAGAGUCUUUUAGAAACUGGAGCUGAAGAAGAUCAAGUUGAUAUUUGGGAAGCUUUACAAGUUCAACGACCAAAUACUCCCAAUGACCUCUAUUUUGAUCCAGCUGAUGAAGAAUUACAAAGAGCAAUCCAUGCAAGUUUGACCGAGUGUACAUUUGUGCCUGCGGUUUCACAAUCAGAAGCACCAGAUUUAGUUGAAAAUGCAACGGCUGAUGAUGCAGAUGCUGAUCUUAAAGCAGUUUUGAGGUUGUCUAUUGAAGAAAAAAGGCAGGCUGAACUACAGGCACGUAUGGAAGAAGAAAUGUUAGAAAAAAUAUUACAACUAUCUCUGACCGAAAAAUAAUUUAUUUUUAUUUAUUAUAAUUUGUUUUAUUAUUAUUUUACUUUCUGUGUCCCAUUAAAAAUGUAUGAACUAAUUAAAAUAAAAAAUAAAUGAUAAUUGUAAGAUGGUGAAUUAACAAUGAUAAAGAGUUUAAAUUUAGAUAUAUUUUUAUACUAUGAAAAUAUUUUUGAUUUAAAUAUGUGCAAUAUAUAUUGCCUGUAAUUGUAUGUAUUGCAAAUUCCCUAUGUAUUUCACAUUCACCUCUCCGAUUAUCAGCUAAUUUUAUUUUAUUACAGUUUAUUGGUUAUGUCUUAUUUAUAAGAAAUAUUUCUGUAUCUAGAAUAUAAUUUAUAUCAUAUGACAGUAAUCAUAGGCGAUGACCGAUUAGUGUCUUGUUUGGUCUUACCACACUCUUAGAUUUUAUCAACAUUCAUUGUUAGCUUUUGUUUACGACCAUUGGCCGCUUUAAAAAUUACUUACCGUGUUAAUCUUAGCUAAAUGCAAACCAGGCGGUUGUUGAAAUAAUAGAGUGACGGUCCUUUGAGCAUGUCACUUGGCACAUGUUAGCCACACCUUCAUUAACCCUUUUAUUGCUACGGACGUACUAUUACGUCGCACGCAAACAUACCAUUCCCUGUUACCGACGUACUUUUAUGUUCCU